This is a messenger RNA of Drosophila ficusphila, 2418 nucleotides long. It is a transcript of the gene Ir40a, whose product is annotated as ionotropic receptor 40a. Gene Ontology annotation, molecular function: ligand-gated monoatomic ion channel activity. The coding region runs from base 1 to 2418 and encodes 805 amino acids. Gene Ontology annotation, cellular component: membrane. The transcript has 8 exons. NCBI's taxonomy places the organism in Eukaryota, Metazoa, Arthropoda, Insecta, Diptera, Drosophilidae. The record is from RefSeq and is a predicted model, not a curated record.
AUGCGUACGUUUUUGGUUGCAUUGCUCCUGCCACUUGCUCUGUUAUGUAAUCUUAAUGCCACCCGGCUCACUUUUCACACCUGCAAUGAGUCUUCAAUUUCAAUAGCGCUCUCACAGAUUAUCCGCGACCUGCAACCACUUCCUCUGGUUAUACUGGUUGGCCCGGACUCUGAUCUAACUGACGCCCACUGCAAAAACGAUCGCGGUGUUCACUUGGAUACUUUCUUACAGCGUCUUAAUCGCCUUCAUUACCAGUUGGUGAUCUUCAGUGACACGGGUCUUUUUUUCCAGCACAUCGAGAAAAACCUGCAGGGGGCCAAGGAGUGCGUCAGCCUAAUUCUGGAUGAGCCUAAGAAGCUAAUAAAAGGCCUUCGCGAGCGCCGCCUAGCCCAUCGACUAAGCCUAUUCAUUUUCUAUUGGGGAGCCUGCUGGCCACCGAGCGCACGCACCAUUAACUUUACUGAGCCACUGCGGGCGGUGGUGAUAACUCGUCCUCGCCAAAAGGCCUUUCGCAUCUACUACAACCAGGCCCGACCUAGCAGCGUCAGUCAGCUACAACUGGUUAACUGGUACGAUGAUGAUAACCUUGGAUUGCAUCGCAGCCCGCUCCUGCCUACUGCAUUAUCUGUUUACGCGAACUUUAAUGGUCGCGUCUUUCGGGUGCCAGUGUUUCAUUCUCCGCCAUGGUUUUGGGUGACCUAUUGCAACAACAGCAAAGAGGAAUAUGACGCUACAAUGGCUAUAAAUGGCACAGACUGUAACGAAAUGCAUGUCACUGGUGGCCGCGAUCACCGUCUGCUCUUGCUGCUGGCGCAGCACAUGAACUUUAAGUUUAACUACAUCGAAGCUCCCGGGCGGACUCAGGGUUCAAUGAAAUUAGACUAUGCCAAGGAGUUAAACGAUAAUUUUACCGGUGGAAUUGGAAUGUUGCAAAAUGGACAGGCCGACUUUUUCUUGGGUGACGUCGGUCUCAGUUUGGAGCGUCGUAGGGCCAUCGAAUUCUCGUUCUUCACUCUGGCUGACUCAGGAGCCUUCGCAACACAUGCUCCCAGGCGUCUAAAUGAGGCUUUUGCCAUAAUGCGCCCUUUCAAACUUGAUAUUUGGCCAUAUUUGAUCCUGACAAUUGUCUUUUCUGGGCCCAUUUUCUACGGUAUCAUAGCUUUGCCAUAUAUCUGGCGUCAACGUAGUGUUAGCCAAGACUUGGAGGAUAUUGGAAAUAAAAAUUUCUACUUGGCUUAUAUAAAAGAGAUUUCCCCGUUAUUGUUGAAGUUUAACCAGCGCAAGGUCUUCCCCAAACAGCAGAUGCCCCGGAAGCUGUUUGAAAAAUGCAUUUGGUUUGUCAUACGUCUCUUCUUAAAACAAUCAUGCCACGAACUGUAUAACGGCUACCGAGCAAAAUUUUUAACCAUUGUGUACUGGAUAGCAGCGACCUAUGUUUUGGCCGAUAUUUACUCGGCCCAGCUUACCAGUCAAUUUGCUCGACCCGCUCACGAGCCACCCAUCAACACGCUUCAGCGCCUCCAAGCUGCCAUGAUUCGUGAUGGAUACAGACUUUAUGUGGAAAAGGAGAGCAGCUCUUUGGAAAUGCUUGAAAAUGGGACUGAGCUUUUUCGGCAGCUUUACGCUCUAAUGCGACAUCAGCAGUCUGGUGGCCAACAAGGGUUUCUUAUUGACUCGGUGGAAGCCGGUAUUCAACUGAUUGACGAGGGUGGAGAGGAUAAGGCUGUCCUGGGAGGUCGCGAAACUCUUUACUUCAACACUCAGCAAUAUGGAGCUAACAACUUCCAGCUCAGUCAAAAACUAUACACCCGGUACUCGGCGGUGGCCGUGCAAAUCGGGUGCCCUUUCCUAGAAAGCCUAAACGAUGUCCUUAUUCACUUGUUUGAGGGAGGAAUCCUCGAAAAGAUGACAACUGCCGAAUACGUUGUACAGUCCCGAAAAAGGCCCAAGAGCAACACCCAGCAUACUAAAGAAUUAAGCACUACAGAAAACGUUAAGGCCGGAAUCCAUAGUAAAAACAUAGAAAUUCAGAGUCGAAUUCACAAGAGAGACGUUAUCGGCCCGCUAAAUCUUCGCAUGCUGCAAGGCGCCUUCAUCGCACUUGGAGUUGGUGCACUGUCUGCAGGCUUAAUACUGUUGCUAGAGCUACUAUUUCAAAAACUUACCUAUACUGAGAAGCUUUGGAGUCUCUGCAGUCAAAUUGAGUUCCUUCACUUCGUCAAGUGCUUCUUGUAUUCCAGAAAGGUGUUUCGCGAAAGGUUUAACGGCGUCAAGUCUUGCAGACCAUCGCGUAUCGGACAAACUGUGAAGGGAAGAGGGAAUUUUCUUUUGAAGGAGUUCCCAUCGUUGAGGGCUUGUACUGAAUAUGUUAUAACAUUUCUGAACGACUCCGAAAAGAAGCGAUUCUGGCAACAGUGA